GAUUAUUCUACUCUUGCCGGAAAAAAAUUAUUUAUUUAGCAUCUGCAGCACCCAAAAUAACAAAACAAACAAACAAGAUAUUGUUUUACGAUAAGGCAUUAUGAUAGAAGCUCUAGCAUUGCAAGAUUCUCUGCAUUUGAAAGAAUGAAGCAGGUAAUUAUUGUUGGUGCUGGAGUCUCUGGGUUGGCUGCUGCUUCAAGGCUUAUUCAUAAUGGCUUAAGCCCUUCGAGUGUUACAAUACUAGAAGCUCAGAAUCAUAUUGGUGGAAGAGUCCACACCAUUGUGACCAAUGAAGGAAUUCCAUUGGAGUUGGGGGCCCAAUGGGUACAUGGCCAAGAAGGAAAUGUUGUAUUUGAAAUGGGUAAAGCAGCUCAGGAGCUAAAUACUGAUAUUCAGACUUUAGAAUCCAGUGGUUUUGCUGAUAAUGUAGUCUUUGGUUUUGAAGACUACAAAAUAGAUAAAGAACAAGUAAGGGAACUUAUGCAGGUGAUAGAAUCCCUAAAAGACACUUCCAAAAGUGAUCUGUCUAAAUGGAACAAAUCCUUGGGAGAGUAUUAUGAAGAAAGAUUUAAGGAAUUUCUCGAUGGAGGUUCGCUCUCUAAGUUGGACCGUUCGAUAGCGCGAGCCUUUUUUGAGUGGUACCAUCUGAUGGAAAAUGUGAUAGAUGGAUCAGAUAACUGGGAAGAAACGUGUGGGUCGGGGCACUUACAUUACCAAGAAUGUCCAGGAGAUCCUUUAGUCACAUGGAAACGAGGAUAUAGCACCCUUUUCAAUAUCCUAAUGAAAAAUUUACCAUGUUGUCACAACGGUCUUCAAAUGCCCCUUUCAGAUCGUAUUUUGCUCAAUAAGGCAGUAGAUACCAUUGACUGGGAUCCUGUCUGCGAUACUGCGGAAGGCGAAAAAAAAAUUGAAAUUACCUGUACAGACGGAACACUGUAUGUGGCCGAUUUCGUUAUAAUCACUAGUUCUCUUGGAUUCCUGAAGUCGAACUUUGAUAGCUUGUUUGUUCCUUCUUUGCCGCCCUUCAAAAAGCGAGCUAUUCAGGGUCUUGGCUUUGGAACAGUUGACAAAAUUUUUAUCAAGUUUAAGAACCCUUGGUGGAGUUCCGAUUGGGGAGGAGUAUCCUUGUUGCGGCAACAUCCCGAAGGAGUAAAAAGCAAUGCUUCUCGUAGUCAAUGGUCAGACCAUAUUCUCGGGUUUUACACAGUGCGCCUUCAUCCGAACAUACUCAUUGCAUGGGUUACUGGGAAAGCGGCACGUGAAGCCGAGAAAUUAUCCGAAAAUGAAAUUCUGGAAGUCUGUUCUACGCUUUUAAAAAAAUACGUAGGGGCAGAUUUUGCCUAUACAGAACCCAUAGGAUUGAUCCGUUCAACGUGGUUUAGCAAUCCUUUCACCCUGGGAUCGUACAGUUACCGAUCCAUGAAGUCAAAAGAGAUGAACGUGUGGGCAUCUGAUCUUGCUCAGCCGGUCUAUGAUUCCAGUGGCUAUCCUCGGCUCUUUUUCGCUGGCGAGGCAACGCACGAUUUUUUCUACAGCACAGUACAUGGUGCGGUAGAGACUGGAUGGAGAGAGGCGGAUCGUAUAGCUAAAUAUUGUAACGGGUUUCAAAAUGCAAAACUCUAACGUAAGUCUUGUCCUUUUCGUCAAGAAUGUUUGCUAAGGUAGAUAACUGAAUUAGAAUGUUAGCUGAUUGUUAAAAUUUCUUUACAGUUUAAUUUUGAAACUAUCUUUGGUUUGUAGGAACUGUGUCUCACGAAACGAGACAUUCUGAUUAGUAGCACGUAUUUCACUUACGAAUGUAUUCAUUCUGGUGUGCUGGCAUGGAUGUGUCCCUAAAGAGUUUACUCUAGUAAACGAAAUUUCAAAAUCA
Messenger RNA from Daphnia carinata, 1870 nucleotides. RefSeq names its product peroxisomal N(1)-acetyl-spermine/spermidine oxidase-like. Gene Ontology annotation, molecular function: polyamine oxidase activity. Bases 145 to 1623 code for a protein of 492 amino acids. Lineage: Eukaryota; Metazoa; Arthropoda; Branchiopoda; Diplostraca; Daphniidae. The transcript has 7 exons. The record is from RefSeq and is a predicted model, not a curated record.